UCACACACAUUCAAGUGCCUGAGCCAUGGGCAAUGUGCAAACGCGUCAGUUGGAUUCCCGCAAUGCGUCCAAUAGACGCAGCAGCAUAUUGUGGAACUUUCGCUAUCCGAAUGUGAAUCGCAGACGCGACGAUGUUGCGCUCAUUGUGCACAACUCCAGCUUAAGCAUAAGCGUUUGGCUAAAUUUGCUGGAACUGCAGCAAUAUGAAGAGAAUUUACAAAUGUAUGCCACAGUGGAUGAUGUGGGCGAUAUUAAUGAUAGAGAUCUGAAGCGUCUGGGCAUACGCAAUGCCGCUCAUAGACAAAAGUUACUCAACAGUUUGCUGGGCGUGCGAGCCAAGCGACGUCAGAGCAUGAAUUUGGAGGCUUUGAAUAGCGCGCAUCGUGCCGCAGUGCCGCGUCGCAAGAGCUCCUGCCCUUUAGAUUAUAUAGAAGCAGCACCAUUCGAACUAAGUGCGGGCAGCAGAGAUAGUUUGGCAGCGCCUGUGAUAACCACCAAGAGCGGCAAGGUGUUGAAGCAGCUGACUUUUGAUGAAACAACAACAAUCUAUGAGGAACUAAAGCCGCGCUCCAAGUGCAAUAGUCCGCAUUGGGGCCACAACUACAACAACAUGGACAACGGCAACAAUAGCAACUGCUCCACUCCGCUCGCCGCCUCGCCAAAUCCCAACGAGCAACAGGAGGCCAUUGCAUUGAAGAAAGCCUUGGAAUGGGAGCUCAGCCUGGAUGCACGUGAAUUGCGCUCCCAUGCCUGGUAUCAUGGAGCGCUGCCACGUCAGCGUGCCGAGGAAAUUGUGCAACGCGAAGGGGACUUUUUGGUGAGGGACUGCGCCUCUCAGCCGGAUAACUAUGUGCUUAGCUGCUAUAGCAAGUCGACCGUGUUGCAUUUUGUGCUCAAUAAGCUGGUGCUACAACCGGAGACUGUUUACGAGCGUGUGCAGUAUCAGUUUGAGGAGGAUGCGUUUGAUACAGUGCCGGAUCUUAUUACGUUCUAUGUGGGCUCUGGCAAGCCCAUUUCUGCAGCCUCUGGCGCUUUGAUACAAUAUCCUUGCAAUCGCACAUAUCCCUUAUCCUUUUAUGGCCACAAGAUUGUGGGCAAUCAGCUGCAUACACAAAUGCUCGCAGGGCUGCGUGGAUUGAGUCCCUUAAAUUCGCCUAUGAGCGGCAGCGCCAUUGGCGGUUCGGCCAUUUUUCGCUUUGGUCAACUGUCGGGCGAUGCUGGAACUGCAGCUGGAACUGGAACAACAACACAACCAACAACACCAGCGAGUCCCAACUGCUCGCCGCCGCGUAUACGACGUGAGGUGGUGCCGCCACCCAGAUUGCCCUGCAAGAAGCAGCAGCGCUCGCAGAGCUUGACGCCCGCUCAGGCUAUGGUAGUGAGCAACAUUAACAAACAGCAGGAGCAGCAGGCCACUGAGCUAUCGAAUGGACACAAUGGUCAUGGCAUGUCGCGUUUUCAGACCAUCGCGCGUUGUAAUCCCACAAGCGAUUUACAGCUGCAGCCGCAACAGCUGGAGAGCCGGUUCAGCACACAGUCACUGCCGCGUCCCAGCACCUCGGCGGCGCAGGCGCUGCGUCAGCAGGCAGCGGCCAGAAUGUUAUGCAGCUUGAGCAGAGAUGCACCGGAUAGACCACCAAGUCCGCCGCCAAAGCCACGCAAGGAACCCAUGGCGGCCGUUUUGGCUUAUCAAGCGAGUGGCUCGGAUUCUGGCAAUGGUUCGGGAGAUUCGGCACCUGGAGAUGUUGCCGAGUUGAGUCUGCAACGUGGUGGCGUCAUUAUAAAGAAUCCACGUUAUAUGAGCAGCUCAGCUUCCAAUGGCACGUUGAAGAGCUUCACGGAGUUUGAUGCUCUGGCCGCCGAGGAGUUGCUCUUCACAUUGCCCAUUGAAGAGAUUAAGCUGUGCAGCAAAUUUGAUUUCGAAAACUUUAGCACUUUGCUUUUGCCAUCGGUGGAGAACAAACCUUUGGAUGGCGAUGCCUUGAACACCUUCAAGAUGAUGUUGCUCGAAACUGGACCCAAGCUGCUGGCGGAGCAUAUAACACGCAUUGACAUAGGCUUAUUCCUGGAGCCAGCAGCAAAUGAAGAUGAUCACUAUUUAAGCUGCACGGGCUUGGAGCUGCUGACGCUGCCGCAUGGCAAAAUCUUCCGCGAUGAUAUUAUUGAACGCACGCAGUGCAUCAAGCUAAUGGUGGCGGUUACUAUACUCACCUGUCAAACGGAUAUGGAUCGCGCCGAGCUGUUAAGCAAGUGGAUACAGAUUGCAGUUGAGACCAAAACAGCGCUGGGCAAUCUCUUUGGCUUUUGUGCCAUUAUGUUGGGUCUAUGCAUGCAACAGAUACAAAAACUGGAUCAAGCCUGGCACAUUCUACGCCAGAAGUAUACUGACAGCGCUUUUACCUUUGAGGCCAAGCUGCGUCCCACUUUGAGCAGCAUGAACGAGGCGUCCAAUCCACAGGCGCCCAAUACGACAGUGCCCCAUGUGCUGCUUUAUGCUUUGCUCAUAGAUCGACCCUUGCUGGACAUUAUAAAUCAUGCCAAUAUGGAUGAGCGCCCAGCGCUUUAUACCACCUGCAUUGCACCCUGGGAAUCCAAGGCUGAUGACUUUGGCAUGUGCAUAAACUUUCAACACUUGGAGGCCUCGCGUGGCUUUUUGAAAAAUCUGGAGCUGUAUCGCAAGAAUGCCAAAAAUGUGCUGGAGGAAGCCAGCACCAGACUGGAUGAGCUGCUCGCUGAUGCUUUUCGCACUGAAUUCCAUGUGAAAUUUUUAUGGGGUAGCUCGGGUGCCACCGCCAAGCCGGAGGAUCGUCAUGGCAAGCUCGAAAAGGUGCUAACUUUGAUGGCUGAUAAAUUCUGCAGCGUCACUGCCUAAAUUUGUAAAAACCCACGACACAAAAAAAACCAAAAACAUCCCACAAUAUUAGAAAGCAACGAUAUUAACUACUAUCUAGUUUCUAACACUAACAAUAAUAAACACUUGGUACUAGUCCUUUUAUCAUUUGUAACCAACUCUUGUCUAGCUCCCUAUUAUUAUCUUAAAUUUCUACCUCAGCCUACUAUAUUUUAGCACGAAAAAAAAACUUUAAAUAGUUAUGUUACAGUUCAAAUUAUUUAUACAAAACAAAAAACCAAAAAUAUAUAGCAAUGAAAACUAUUUAACAAUUUAGUUAGGGGAACUAGCUUACACUGAAUGUAAUCAAAAUAAAGCAGCGUUGACUUUCAGAGAGAGUUGGCAACACAACAAAUAUAAAAAAUAAUUAAAACUUGAAUUUAAACAAGCAAGCACACUACCAAAGGCAUUUAUAGUCUAGUACUGAACACAUAUAAUACGUAUACACACAAUUAAAUAUUAAUAUUCAACUCAACUAUAGAUUGGACAAUAUACACUUAA
This is a messenger RNA of Drosophila busckii, 3391 nucleotides long. RefSeq names its product CG9098. The transcript is spliced from 9 exons. NCBI's taxonomy places the organism in Eukaryota, Metazoa, Arthropoda, Insecta, Diptera, Drosophilidae. The record is from RefSeq and is a predicted model, not a curated record. Gene Ontology annotation, biological process: positive regulation of peptidyl-serine phosphorylation; small GTPase-mediated signal transduction. Gene Ontology annotation, molecular function: guanyl-nucleotide exchange factor activity; phosphotyrosine residue binding. Bases 26 to 2872 code for a protein of 948 amino acids.